AUGCCAAAAAUAGGAAGACCAGUACUUUUCCCUUCAAAAUCACGGGUUAGCAUUCAAAAUGAAUCAGAAGGUUCCGUUCAACUGGGAAGGAGAUAUAUGGAGAGGGGAAGAGAGGUACUAACUUGGGAAUUUGAAGUUUGUGACCAAGCGAGCACCGUACAGGGAGAUGAGAACAUUGUUGUUGCAGAAGCUGCCAGCAUUGAUGAGAUAAACAACCAUACUCAGCUCAAUGGAUUGAAAAUUCAAUGGACAAGAACUCCGAUAGAGAGUUUGUACAAAGAAUCCAGGAAGAUAAAGCACGAAUUACAGUGGAAUCCAUUGGUCCCUCUAUCUGAUGCUAAAGCUGUUUGUGUUUGA
This is a messenger RNA of Dovyalis caffra, 357 nucleotides long. The record is from the annotation of a GenBank genome assembly. Lineage: Eukaryota; Viridiplantae; Streptophyta; Magnoliopsida; Malpighiales; Salicaceae.